Molecule: messenger RNA, 297 nt
Organism: Plasmodium gallinaceum
Lineage: Eukaryota; Apicomplexa; Aconoidasida; Haemosporida; Plasmodiidae
Product: histone acetyltransferase subunit NuA4, putative
Exons: 1
Coding region: 1-297 (98 amino acids)
Cellular component (GO): histone acetyltransferase complex
Source: RefSeq, a predicted model, not a curated record
AUGAAGCAUAAAGUUAAACGUGAUAUUAUAAAAUGUAAAAAAAAAUUAGAAAAUUCUAUUAAGGCAUUAGAAGAAAAAAUUUUAAGACUUGAAUCAGAAUAUCAUCAAAAUUGCAAUGUUAAUGGAGGCAAUUUAAUGAAAGGAUGGGAAAGUUAUUUAAGAAAAACAUCAAUAGAACCAUUAAGCUUUAGAACAUUUAGAGAUGAUUAUAAUGAUUUUUAUAUAGAAAGAAUGCUAUCAUUAACUUCGUGUACUUCACCAGCUACUUCAUUAUUUUUAAAUGAGAAUUCAAAAUAA